CGUUUUUUAACAAAUUUUACGAUCAUGGAGACGUAGUCACGAUAAAAAAAUGUACGGAGUGCUCGUGCAACGAUGGCUCAAUGAAUUGUAAAAAAAUAGUUCCAGAACGGGAUUGUCCAAAACUGAACUGUCCCGUAGAAGUACAAUACAGCAUUCCGGAGCACUGCUGUAACAUGUGUCCAGAUACCAACGAAUGUGAUCGAGAAGGCGGCCUUGAUGGCCACCAUUGCCACCAAAACACGAUAUGUGUUAACACUCCCGGUUCCUACUUAUGCCAAUGUCUUCCGGGAUACAGAAGAAUAGAUAGGUUCAAUUGCGCCGAAUUGGACGAGUGCAGUACAGGCGAACAUAACUGUGAUGUAAAUGCCGAGUGCAUUAAUACUCAAGGGAGCUACCAUUGUGUGUGUAAAGAGGGUUACACCGGUGAUGGAUAUACCUGUCAACCGGUUUGUAAACACAAAUGCAUAAAUGGCGGUGUCUGCACGAGUCCAGGCAAAUGUUCGUGUCCUCAAGGAUACACAGGGCAUAGUUGCGAGCUAGAUUUGGACGAAUGCGCUACCGACACGCAUAGAUGUACAAACGCUUCGAUUUGUGUAAAUAUGAUCGGAUGGUAUUAUUGUAAAUGUAAAAAUGGAUAUAAGAAUCCUUAUAAAGACAAUAAUUUAGGACUAAUUUGUGAAGAUAUUAAUGAAUGCAACAGUAGCCUUCAUUCUUGUCACCCUUCAGCUCAAUGUAAAAAUACCGAUGGGGGUUACAAGUGCGAGUGUCCUCCAGAGAGGCCCACCUGCAAGUUGAGCUGCAAAUUUGAAGAGGGGGAGCUACCCAACGGGUGGAGGGGGCUGUUAACCAACCAUCUUUGCCAAGAGUGCGAGUGUAAUAAGGGAGUACUAACUUGUGAACAGCUUAAGUGCAAUUGCAGCCUUCCCAACAUGUCAGAUAACAACUGCUGUCCGGAGUGCAACCCGAGGCAUUCUUGCCGCCACCAAGAGUUGCGACACGUUAUCUUUAAUCAUGGAGAUCACUGGUCAUUCCAGUGCCAUACCUGUGAGUGUUACAAAGGAGAAAUAGAUUGUAUGCCAAUGAUCUGUCCUCCUCUAUUCUGUGACAACCCAGUGAAGAACCCGGAGGAUUGCUGCGGGCACUGCGAAGGAGAUCCAUGUUCCUUGACCACGGGGAAUUCUUCUGCGACCGGUCAGUCAUGCACCUACAGGGGACGAACCAUCCAAUCGGGGUCUCAAUUUAUAGACCCCAAUGACAGAUGCACCACUUGUAACUGUAAGGACGGGACGCUAUGCUGCAAUUAUAAUAUCCAUUGUGGUGGUUAUCAACGACCAGUGGGAUACGGUGGUGUGGUGGCGUCUAAAAAUGUACAUUCAACAAGUGACAGUGACAAUGUUAAACAAUCUAGUUAUCGCCAAUUGGCUGCUCAUAGUGCUGGACCCUAUAACAUUGAGUCUACGAGCAGUGAGACUGAAAGACGUCCAAAAAGGGCACCAGGCGCGGGUUGAAACCCCCCUAACUCCCAAAACCGGUCUUACAUUCCUUGACACUUGCGUGCAAUAGCUGUUACUCAACAAUAGUAAUAAUAAUAAUCUCACAAUUAUUAAUACCAGUGAAUCCAUGAAGGUAAUGAGAUUAUUAUUAUUAUUAUUUGGCUUGCCCAAUCUCAAGUGUCUUCCUAGAUAUGUAGAUUUCGCUUCGACAGCUUACAUUUGUUACGAUGUUAUACCCAAGAAAUCUAUUCGUAAUUUUACAUUAUGGGCUACUACAAUGUAUUGUUUUAUAUUUAAAUAUUUAAUAAAUUUUACUGCGGAGGUUGCUCUCCAUCAGCUGUUCAGACUACUGUUGUAGGUUUAAAAAAUUCCAAACACACUUCAAAUUCAUUAUUAGGUUACUGAUUCUAUUUGAAGUAUGUUUUGGUUAGCGCUAGUGUUCGACUAUUCCAAUAGAUGUUAAAACAGAAGACGAUAUCAUAGGAUAUAUAUUGUAAAAUCGUUGUUGUAUGUUUCUAAGUUUUCAAAUUAUUCUAAAUAUUUCAUUCAACAUUGUCUCUCUUUUGGCUAGUAGUAGGUCUAAAACUUCCUACUUGAACAUGUACGAGUACAUGAGAUUUAUAAAGCACUAGGCUAGUUUAAUUCUUAAAAUGGGUUCCUGCUAAUGGAUACUUAGCCAGUGAGAAUGGUGAACCGGUUCCUUUAGUUGAACAUUUAUUCGUUUGUUAUUGAUUUUUUAAACAUAUUUGAAAAAGAAUCUGUUGGUUUUACAGAUGGCAUUAUAAUGCAUAUUUUAACAUAAUAUAUUUCUG
This is a messenger RNA of Psylliodes chrysocephalus, 2305 nucleotides long. The record is from the annotation of a GenBank genome assembly. Lineage: Eukaryota; Metazoa; Arthropoda; Insecta; Coleoptera; Chrysomelidae.